Talaromyces marneffei is the source of this 1695-nucleotide messenger RNA. RefSeq lists its product as uncharacterized. The coding region runs from base 1 to 1695 and encodes 564 amino acids. The record is from RefSeq and is a predicted model, not a curated record. Gene Ontology annotation, biological process: pericentric heterochromatin formation; negative regulation of transcription by RNA polymerase II; regulation of DNA repair. NCBI's taxonomy places the organism in Eukaryota, Fungi, Ascomycota, Eurotiomycetes, Eurotiales, Trichocomaceae. Gene Ontology annotation, cellular component: mating-type region heterochromatin. The transcript has 2 exons. Gene Ontology annotation, molecular function: NAD+ binding; histone deacetylase activity, NAD-dependent.
AUGGCCGACACUUCCAGCCUUCCCACUCUAUCCAUGGCCAUGGACCACGAGUCAUCUGAUUACAGCUACAUCUCGGACUCUUCAGGUAUUUCUGAUUUGAGCUCGCCUCCUGACUCUCCUCAGCCGCCACCAGAGUGCUAUCCAACACCACCGCCAACGCAGGAGGAGGAGCGCGCCCGAACUACGUCGAGCCAAGACGAGCCCGCCAAGAAAAAAAGGCGCGUGGGUCCACCGCCGCGUUCGACGCAACAUCUGGACUUGACCAAUUCGGAAAGGCUUCCCUAUGCCGACCAGCUGCCCCAGAUCAACCUGCUCACCAAAACCCUACGAAACCAACGCAAGAUUAUUGUUAUUGCUGGCGCUGGCAUCUCCACCUCUGCUGGAAUCCCCGACUUCCGCUCAUCGGAUGGUCUCUUCAAAUCCGUUCAAAAGAAACACAACCUGAAAUCAUCGGGCAAACUCCUAUUCGAUGCCGCUGUCUAUCGCGAUGAUUCUCUCACUGCUUCCUUCCAUGAGAUGGUGCGGACACUCUCCAAGGAAGCUGCCGAUACAAAACCCACAGCCUUUCACCACAUGCUGGCCAGAAUGGCCAAGGACAACCGCUUGUCGCGUCUCUAUACUCAAAAUAUUGACUGUAUUGAGACGUCAUUACAGCCCUUGAUAACCCAGGUACCUCUGCCUCCGAAGGCUCCCUGGCCGACUUGCAUCCAGCUUCAUGGCAGCCUUGAUAAGAUGGUCUGCCAAAAGUGUCGUCAUCUUGCCGAAUUCGAUCCAAACCUUUUUGACGGCCCCGAAGCUCCUGCUUGUCCUGCCUGCACCGAAACAGAUGAAUUGCGCACGACUACAGGUCAGCGUAGCCAUGGCGUAGGCAAGAUGCGCCCGCGCAUUGUACUGUACAAUGAACACAACCCAGAUGAGGAAGCGAUUGCGGCCGUGAUGAAUUCGGACAUUCGCUCCCGUCCAGAUACUGUGAUUGUUGUUGGAACCAGUCUCAAAAUACCUGGCGUGCGACGUCUUGUCAAGAGCUUGUGCAAGGUUGUCCGUAGCAAGCCCAAAGGCAUUGCCAUGUGGAUUAACAACGAGCCCCCCGUUGGAAAGGAGUUUGAAGACUGUUGGGAUUUGGUUGUCAAGGGAAAUUGCGAGGAAGUAGCACGAUUAGCUGGACUCAAGCAGUGGGACGAUAACACCCCUCAGGUAUUUGAUGAAUACAAUGACUUUGACUUUGAACGGCCUAAGAGGGAACACUCUGUCUCUGUUGUGGUUCAUACACCAAAGAAAGUCAGAAAAACAGAUGCUGGAAUUCUUACGCCAAUUUCGAACAAUGAUGAGAGCGGUACCGAGCUUCCACAUAAGAACCCGAAACAGCCACUCGCUAAUCCUGCAAGCAAAGGGAAGAAUCUUAUGGACGUUCUGGCUGCCAGCAAGCCUAACAAUAAGAAGAAGCUGGCAGUCAAAAAACCUGCAGCAAGUGCGCCCAAGAAGGCGGCGCGGUCUACCAAAGAACAAACAGCGAAGAUCACCAAGUCCUUUACAGUCACCAAGGGUGCAAAGGGCGCAAAGAAUGGAAAGGCCAUGAAUACUCUACACGAGAACAUCCUUUUCCCAGGUCUCGUCAAACAUGCUGAUGCGAAACCUCCUCUGGAGACUAUAUCUCCCAAGGAUGUACCGAAAGAUAUGGUGAUGCUCCUGAAUUGA